Molecule: messenger RNA, 3407 nt
Organism: Dinoponera quadriceps
Lineage: Eukaryota; Metazoa; Arthropoda; Insecta; Hymenoptera; Formicidae
Product: protein abrupt-like
Exons: 4
Coding region: 290-2710 (806 amino acids)
Biological process (GO): regulation of transcription by RNA polymerase II
Cellular component (GO): nucleus
Molecular function (GO): protein binding
Source: RefSeq, a predicted model, not a curated record
UUCAGGCAUAAUUUUAUAACAUUAGUCUAAUUAGUCACGUUUCUUUCGCUAUGUAUGUGUUAAUAUAAAUAAAAUUGUUACAUUCGCUUGUAAAACACAAAAUCUGGAAUUUCAGCUAAUAUUGAGAACCGAUGAAAAUGAAUUCAUUAUUGAAUAAAGUUACAAGAAUCACGGUGGCAGUCGUACCAUCAUUAUCCUUUGGUGGCAGAAAUGUUUGACAGCUAUUGUAAUAGGUGCAUCCUCGUUGAUCUUCGUUACAGCACAGUCGGACUUUAGAAGAGAGAUAAACAUGGCCACAGAAUCUUUGUCAAAAGAGUUUUCUUUAAAGUGGGAUAACUAUGUCGAAACUAUGAAAUCUGGUCUUCUCUCCCAUUUGAAUGAGAAUAAUUUGGUUGAUGUAACACUUGCUGUAGAUGGUCAAUUAAUAACAGCCCACAAGCUAGUUCUCUCAGUAUGCAGUCCUUACUUCAAAAACAUAUUUAAGACAAAUCCCUGUCAGCAUCCGGUGAUAAUACUUAAAGACAUAAAACAUAUGGAGAUUGAGGCUCUACUAAAGUUCAUGUAUCAAGGAGAGGUGAGCGUGAAACGAGAGGACCUACCUACAUUUUUGAAAAUGGCACAGAUAUUCCAGAUAAAAGGUUUGGAGGAUCGAGAAGGACAAAUCAUGCCAAUGAUAAAUAACUACGUCAAUGCAUCGCAUGCACAGUGUAAUUCAGAAAAUGUUAACAUAUUGUCGGACGCUAACAGCGAACAGGGAAAUAAAAGGAAAUUGUCAGAUGGCUCUGCUUGUUCUCAGAAGAUAAGCAAGAAAAACAUGAGAAAAAGAAAGAGACAUUUGCCCGAGCAUGAAAAUGACUCGGUCAAGCAACCAAAGGAUGAUGUAAAUAUUAAUAACACUAAUGAUGAUAUCUAUCUAUUAUCGGACGAUAAUCAAGAUGCGAAUGAUUCUGAAAGUGAACAUAGUAAAUGUGAAAUUGAGGACAAUGAUUUUAAUAACGGUGAUCAAGAAAUACUUUCAUUAACUAAUAAAUCAAAUUCGAACGACAAUUCGAUGCAAUCAGCAAUAAUGACUUCGAAACGUAAGAUGAAUAGCACGGUAUUAACGGAUUCGAAUUGCGACAGCAAUGAUGAUGAUGUUGUCAGUUUUAAAAAAAGAAGAAUUAAUGUGAUCGACAAUUCUGAUUCUGAUAGUGAUAUCCAAAACACUAGACACACCUCAAAAUAUAUUAGAAUUAUGGAAAAUGAAUACAAUCACAAUGGCAAUCCAUUCGAAUUUGUAGAAAGAUCCAGACUGCAACAUCAUUUACCUGUUAGUUCCAAACCGAUUGUUUACUUCAAUCUCUCUUUUACUGAUUCGCUUUGGGCAAUGAUGGUUCAAGAAACAAAUAGAUAUGCCAAAGAAUUAAUAUCAGCAUCCAUUCCAAAUUCUAAGUCGAGACUGAUAGAUUGGUAUCCAGUUACUGUCCUGGAAAUGAAGGCCUUUCUUGCAGUUUUAUUGGAAAUGGGAAUAACAAGAAAGCCAACGAUAUAUUCAUAUUGGGCUGUAGGUUCAAGAGCAAUACCCUGGUUUAGUAAAAUGUUCUCAAGGAACAGAUUCCAAAAUAUUUUAAGAUGUUUCCAUGUAAUCGACAAUAAAAAAUGUUUCCCACCAAGCCAUGGAAAAUAUGACGCAUGUGCGAAAUUUAAUCCAAUUCUGGAGCACGCCAAUCAAGUAUUUCAAAUGCAUUACACGCCACAGAAAAUGUUGUCCAUUGACGAAUCUUUGGUGGAAACGCUGUGUCACUCAAGCAUCACGCAAUAUUUACCGAACAAAAAACAUCACAAGUGGGGCAUAAAAUUUUGGAUGCUUUGCAAUGCUGUAUCCAAAUAUUGCAUAUCAUUUUACUGUUACCGAAACGCGAAAUCAAAGGUUUCGAAAAAUGGGCUUGGGUACGAUGUUGUUGAAAAACUACUGCAAGAUGCUGAUUGUUUGAAUAAAGGACAUCAUAUAUAUGUGGAUAAUUUUUUUACAAGUAAUGCUUUGGCAAAAUUUUUAUAUACAAAAAAUACCUAUAUAACAGGCACAAUAAGAAAAAAUAGAAAAGACAUUCCAAGUGAAGCUAAGCAAGUAAAGGUUGGAGAAACGAAAUAUUUUCAAAACGGGGAAGUGCUUCUAUGCGCACAUCGCGAGAAACGAUCUUCGAAGAACCCCGUUUUGUUGAUUUCUACGGAGGCGUCAACAGCGAAUGCAACAGUGGUUAAAAAACGCUAUGGAAGGGAAAGAGAGAAGACAAAACCAAACAUUAUUCAUUCAUAUAAUAAUUUUAUGGGUGGUGUGGACGAAUCCGACAAGAUGUUGUAUACUUAUUUAGAUGAACGUCGCACUCUAAAGUACUGGAAGAAAGUGACCUUUAAUAUAAUUUCACGGAUGGUAUUAAAUUCGUAUUUGCUAUAUAAAGAAACUGUAGGAAGGCAAGCAAUAUCACGACUCCAAUACACGUCUAAUAUAAUUUCUAAAAUAGAAGAUGAAUGGACUCGAACAAGAAAAGACACGUGUAUCAUGAAGGGGGAAAAACCAUACGGGUUAGAAAAACUACCAGGGCGCAAUUUGAGGCGUUGCAUAGUCUGCAGUACAAAGAACAAUGUUAUUAAAAGGUCCAACUUAAUUUGUGUAGGAUGUAAAAAAGGUUUGCAUCCAUUGUGUCUUCACAAGCAUGUGUGUAAAUUUUAAUAAUAUUUGCAUCCAAAUGUUAAAUUCAAAUUAAAAUUCGUUUUUUAUCAGCUAUUUCGUUCAACAAAUAUUUUAUUAUUGUUUUUUAUAGUUUAUUCUACAUAGCAUACUUCAUUACAUUAUUAUAGCGAUUUGUAAAUGAAUUUUUUAUAUGAAUAAAAGUAUGUAAACCUAUAAAAUGUAAAAUUACUCCAAUUUUAUCUUUUUUUACCGAAGAUUGAAAGGUCACCGUAAAGUUGUGCAUCGAGAAAAACCGAGCCUGCUGUGAUUAUGGGCUUCGCAGCCCAGAGCGUUGCAGUUUUCAGAAGAGAACAGAAGAAGCGCGAUCGCGCCGCUUGGCACUCAAACGGUUAAUGUAAAUAUCAAACAAAAGAGGCAAAUGAGUCUGACAUUCAACGAAUAACGACUUAAACUGUCACUGAGAAAGAGUAGAAGCAGAUUGAAACAUUCAGUGUGCGUCUGCAGGAAUUGAAUGUUGAAACUACAGUAGAUACUCAGUAGAUACAGAUAUGCAAAUAUCUGUUAUUCAGAUUCUCAUCAGCCUUUUUUUGACUGCUGAAACGAUUAAUCCAUCGAUAAAAAGUAAAUUGACGUGAUUUCGCAGCGGAAGUACCAGUGACGUACCGGUUAUCAGCCAGAGGCAGACCGCAGUUGGUACACGCGGGAUAUGUUUACAACAUGACGUCACGUUCCGAGG